AUGAAGGUCGAAGGCCAAUCAGAGAGCACAGACGAUUCUGGGUCAGUGUCUGGUGUUGGAAGUGAGAGAGGUCGGGUUGUUUCUGACCACUGCAUGUCGAGGCUCCUGAGAGCGGUUGAGAGCCAGCUGGAGGCUGGGCUAGCCAAGGGGGACCCCAUGGAGAAGGAGCUGCGUGUGACCCUGGAGGACAGUGACCUGUGGAGGAAGUUUCAGAGUGUCACCAAUGAGAUGAUUGUAACUAAGAACGGCCGGCGGAUGUUCCCGGUCCUGAGGAUGAGUGUCUCUGGCCUUGACCCCACAUCCAUGUACUCUUUAUUCCUGGACUUUCCUCCUGCUGAUGGCUUUCGCUGGAAGUUCAUCAAUGGAGAAUGGGUGUCAGCUGGCAGGGCCGAGCAGCAUGCUGAGGGGCGUGGCGAUGGUGGUGUCUACAUCCACCCUGACUCCCCAAACUUCGGUGCACACUGGAUGAAAGCAGCGGUGACCUUUAACAAGGUUAAGCUCACCAACAAAGUCAAUGGAGGGGGACAGAUCAGCCUGUGCACUCUGCAUAAAUAUGAGCCUCACCUUCAUAUUGUGCAUGUCGGAUCUCGUCACCGUCUGGUGUCCAACUUUUCCUUCAAAGAGACACAGUUCAUCGCUGUCACGGCCUAUCAGAAUGAGGAGAUAACAGCGCUGAAGAUCAAAUACAACCCUUUCGCUAAAGCCUUCCUCGAUGCAAAAGACAGGAACACAUGUAAGCAGGGCACAGCAGAUCCACCUGAUGGGCGAGUUCGUCAGACCUGCUGGUCAUUGUGCUCAGCUGGUCAGGUCGGAGGUUUUCCCCGCGAUAGACGCCUGGCCCAGCAUCACUAUGGUUACACUGGAAGACACUCACCUUAUCCCACCUCUUACCUUUCACACUGGUCCCACCCUCCAGUUCAGAGAGUAUCAGAUGGAUGGAGUUCAGCCCCACCCUCUUCGUCCUCCUCACUCACAGGAAUCAACCCCUCCUCUCAGCCUUGCCACAACUCCAGUCAGUACCCAUGUCUCUGGGCGGUUGGAUGUGGCGAACAAAACACCCACUCACCACAAGCUCUGUGUGGAACAAUGGGCAAUGAGAUGCUUUUGCAGCCUGCCGGUCACUUUCAAAUGGGUGGAACCAGCUGGCCCCCGGGUCCAGCUCAUGCCAUCUGAGGUGAAUCCGACAUCAAUUGAAGAAGCCCUGUUCCUGUGCACAGUAUUGUUGCAAUUGUUGUUUCAAUCUGCAUUAUACAAAGUGAAUGAUAUUAACUUGCUCCUGUUCCUGUUGAUGGUGUUGCUUAAUCCACAAAUCAUCCGAUUAUCUCGGUGUUUGUUCAAUAAACAUUUGCUCAUUCAAAUAUAAUUGUGUAUGUA
This is a messenger RNA of Synchiropus splendidus (mandarinfish), 1374 nucleotides long. RefSeq names its product T-box transcription factor TBX19-like. The record is from RefSeq and is a predicted model, not a curated record. Lineage: Eukaryota; Metazoa; Chordata; Actinopteri; Syngnathiformes; Callionymidae. Gene Ontology annotation, biological process: cell fate specification; heart morphogenesis; mesoderm formation. Gene Ontology annotation, molecular function: RNA polymerase II cis-regulatory region sequence-specific DNA binding; DNA-binding transcription factor activity, RNA polymerase II-specific. Bases 1 to 1173 code for a protein of 390 amino acids. Gene Ontology annotation, cellular component: nucleus. The transcript has 8 exons.